AUGCUUAUCACCCAACCGUUUCCUACCGUACCCCUGCUGCCCCUUCUUGAGCUGAGGGCCCUGCUGAAACCAACGCAGUUCCCUCUCGAUAAAUAUUUGUCCUCUGAGGACAAUCAUAUACCCCCCAUACUUCGAAAUGCUCCCAGCCACCUUCGCAGUUGGCUCUUGAACAUCAUUAACGAGGAGGACAAAUCAUGGGUUCAAGAGCAUUACAAAGAAGUCAUCGAGGCCAUGCCUGUUCGACUCGAAUUGUGGGAAAAUAAUAUAAUUCUACAAAUACCAUCUCAAAUCCAUCAAUUUGCCGGUCGGGUCAUCCAGAGGGCGAUGGAUAAAUAUGAAUCUGGCACCCACUCUCUCACACUUAUGGAAACUGCUGAUGUCCCUCUUUCUGAUAAGCAUUGGAAACAGCUGUGGAUCGGCAUUGCCCUCAAUAUCGGCAAAGGCCAGAUGCCUGUCCUCACCGUCAGUGUCUUUUGGUUUGGGCUAGACUUGAUGUCAGAAGAGAAGGUUGCAGAAGAAAGGAUUGAAUCUGGUCAAGUGUAUGGCCGAUACGAGAGGCAUUGGGUACCGGUCACAUAUCAAGACCAAAGACGCUACAAUCAUUUCUUGGCCAUCGGGCCAGAGACAAUCGAAAAAAAUGGGGAACGUGGCAAACCGGUCUACUAUUGUGUGAAAAAGGAUUCCUGGGUAAUUACAGAGGACAAGCAUGGCCCUGAGCAAGAUAUCAUUAUCCAGGAGGGGUAUUAUAAGCAUGCUUAUAAGGACUAUGAUGCUCCUGCUCUGACUAUCCCUGCUGAUGAAUUGUGGAAAGCCCUGUUGAAAUGUAAAGAAGUAACAGGAGUGCUAAAAAGUGAUAUGGAGUCCUACAAAAAUACUGGUACCACUGGGGAACCCAAUGCUGAGGAUUCCGAGCCAAGUGAAAGGCGGCAGCAAUGGGUAGUUAUGGAGGUUGAUUUCGAUGCUCCUGUUCCCAAGAAGUUGAAACGAAGCCACUGA
Desarmillaria tabescens is the source of this 996-nucleotide messenger RNA. RefSeq lists its product as uncharacterized. Bases 1 to 996 code for a protein of 331 amino acids. The record is from RefSeq and is a predicted model, not a curated record. The transcript is spliced from 6 exons. Lineage: Eukaryota; Fungi; Basidiomycota; Agaricomycetes; Agaricales; Physalacriaceae.